AUUAAUUUAUAAACAAAAGAGUAGGCGACAUGAAUGCCAAAGAAAGAUGACAUGCUUAAGGACAGCAGUUGUGGCAAGUCAUUCUUUCACAAAUUUUCGCAGUGAGCAGAGCUCUUGAAAGUAGAAAAUAAAAAAAAGUAAAAAUUAAAUUCCUCUCUUUGAGUCGUUGUGUCGAGCAAUCUUUGGUUUUUCGCAUUCCCAUCCCCGCGCAAGUAGUUCCAAGAGCAGUGUAACUGUAACUAUAAUUGUUAGCCACAAGAAGACACGAAGAGACAAGAGAAGAGAAUAGAAGAAAUGGUUCCAGUUACCAAGCCGAACACCAAGGAGGUGCAGUGCCAGCUCGCCACAUGUGACGAAUCAAAGCAACAGCAGGAGGUCAUUGUGACCCCAAAGAGUGGACGCGUGGGCAUCUUCAAUGCCGAGGACUUUUUGUCCCGUGCCCAAAUGAACGACAAGAUCAACAACAUCUUACGAUCACCCACCAAGGCUCCAAACGGCGUUCGCCAACGCUCCGUGUACACCAACAACAAUCCAUCGCCGCAGUCCUCGAUGCGCUUGUCUGGAACAGCUGCUUCGCUAUCAUCGCGGAUGAGCAGCAUGUCGCUGAACAGCGGCAGUGCUAGUGUGGGAACCAACACCGCCGUGCUGGCCAAGGAGUGUUCCAGCCAAACCAACGCCAGUGGUGGCGCUGCAUCGUAUAGGGGAAUUGGCAUGGCCAUGCACCACUCGCAACCGCUGCUCACAGCGAUUGCCCCCGACUUGGAGCCGAUUGUCCAUGGCACAAAAUCAUUAACUGCUCGCUAUGCUACUCCCUAUGGGUAUGAGAACGGCGGCGCUUAUUGUCCACCACCACCGCAACCACAAAUGCACCAUACUCAGCAAUAUCCUUCGCCAAUGCCUCCACCACCUCAUGCUUUGGGACGUGUCAGCUCGCGUACCUUUGAGUUUGAGAACAGCCCACCACCACCACCACCUUGUCCCGGAUCCGGUCCGAUUGCCAUGUCCAACGGCACAAUUCAGCUGCGUUUACGCGAAGGUGUCCGCAUUGACAUGACUCUGGACAAGGCAGUGCGUGUCCUGAAUCAACGCAGCAUGGUGGCUGUCUCAUUGUCCCGCAAUGGCACAAACUCGGCCCUAAUUCAUCCUAAUGGAAGAAUUCUGCAGAGCGGCUCGAAGGUGGAAAUUGUCACAUAUGACGGCAUGAAAACCAACAACUUUGUGCGUUACGCCAAAAUGUGGUACAAGGGUGUGAGCUUCACUAGCGAAUCCUGCGCUUUGAUUUAUCUGGUGGACACCGCUGGAACACGCACAACAACCGACACUUUCACUGACCUGACUAAGGAUUACACUUUGGCAGUGUUUUACGACGACUCACGUCACGGUCCCUCCUUUGUGCCGGAUGCACAGGAGGUGAUUGCUAAAUCAUCGUACAGUUGUGCCGAUGACGGCACUGAGAUGUACGACAUUAAUGGCUUUCGCAUCAUUCAGGCCGCUGACGGCCUGGUAAAGGUAACUCGUCAGCAUAACAAGGGCCUGAUUCGCACCAGCCCUGGAAACGGAUCCGUUACUCUGACCACUCUUGGCAUCCAUUGCACCGCCUCCUUGGGCAAAACCUCUCACCUGUUUUUGCGUCGCAAUGAGAAACGCAUGCACUUUGAUGGAUCCAAUUUCAUAGUACGCAAUGCCGGACACUCGGCUGGAUUUAACGAGAAUAACCUGCUGAUUGUGUAUUAACUUGGCUUCGCCCUAAAACACAACCGCACACUUCCUGGACACAUACACAUACAGACAAAUCCAAUGCAGUUUUUUUAGGGACCGUUACGCUGGCCUAGCUUGGAGAGGGAUAAUCAGUAAAAAUUGGAUAAACCACAGAAAAAAAAAGAAAUGAAACAAAAAAUAAGGCUCGCAAAAAGGCGCGAGAAACGCCAAAGACAUCCUGAUCGAUAGAAUACGUGUAAGAAUACCGCACUUACAACCCUAUCAAUAUAAUUGACUGGAUACAUCAGAUCUUGGAUGUCUUUCGUUACUCGACGUAAGCGCAACGCAACUAAAAAGGAAUUCGUUUUUAGUUAAAUUUUCAUAAUCGAACUUUUUGAUAUCAGUGAAAAAAUAGUAAAUAACUUUGGGGCGUUUGUCCACUGCCCUGCCUACUAAUUGAAAACGCUGGUCAAUUUGGCUAUUGAAGAGUACUAGCGUUUUAAUUUUUAAGGCUCAUUUCAAUUUUUGAAAAAAGAAAAAAUCCACAAAUAGUAUUUAAAAAAAAAUUAUAAUAAUAAUAAGAAGUACAUAUAUUAAGGAAAGCCUUAAAAAUUUUUCACAUGCUAUCCAAAUUUGUAACACAAGGGACGUUCAACGUAAGACACGAGACGAUGUGUGUAUGUUCAACAAUUAGUAGGCAGUGGUCUUAAGAGGUGGCUGUCCCUCUGAGCGCUGCACUGAUAAGGUGACAGCGCCAGUGAUAAAUAUAGUUAACAGUUAAUGUUAAGAUUAGUUUGUAGUUUUUUUGCAAUCCAAACUGUUCAUCCACAUCAAUGCUAACAUAUGAAAGUGAUAUAUUGUUACAUUAAGAAUGGCAAAUUCAAAGUGUACACAAUACACAAAUAGAAUAUACAUGAAGGACACACGAGAAAAGUGAGAAUUACAAAA
This is a messenger RNA of Drosophila innubila, 2646 nucleotides long. RefSeq lists its product as uncharacterized. NCBI's taxonomy places the organism in Eukaryota, Metazoa, Arthropoda, Insecta, Diptera, Drosophilidae. The transcript is spliced from 7 exons. Bases 295 to 1734 code for a protein of 479 amino acids. The record is from RefSeq and is a predicted model, not a curated record.